This is a messenger RNA of Penicillium pulvis, 393 nucleotides long. RefSeq lists its product as uncharacterized. The record is from RefSeq and is a predicted model, not a curated record. The transcript is spliced from 2 exons. NCBI's taxonomy places the organism in Eukaryota, Fungi, Ascomycota, Eurotiomycetes, Eurotiales, Aspergillaceae. Bases 1 to 393 code for a protein of 130 amino acids.
AUGGCAAAGGAUUCGAGCAUCGAAGAAACCAAGCAGACGCUCGUGCAGCGCUUCAGAGCAUGGGGUGAAAACUCAUUCCCGCCUACUCUGCUCGCCUCGCUCAUCACCGCGCAACAUGCCCGCCCUUUCCAGGUCUUCCCCAUGCUCUUCACUCCUGUCCUUCUCUUCACCAGCUAUGCCAACCUGCAAGGCUUCAAGACUGAUACCGCCGGUAUCAGCGCUGCCUGGUCAGGCCUAUACUUGCUCCUCGCCAGCCGGCGGCGCCAACCACUGAAACAGAAGUUCGGAGCCCGCGGACUCGUGCGCGGUGGAACAAUGGCUCUCUGCUUGGUGAAUAUGGUCGGUGGUGGACUUGCAUACACACUUGGAAAGCGUGAGCAGGAGGACUCAUGA